Oryctolagus cuniculus (rabbit) is the source of this 2208-nucleotide messenger RNA. The record is from RefSeq and is a predicted model, not a curated record. NCBI's taxonomy places the organism in Eukaryota, Metazoa, Chordata, Mammalia, Lagomorpha, Leporidae.
GUGUCAGCUUUCCAACAUGGGAACGUGUAAUGACAUGAAAGUCUGGUCACCACCUCACAAUGGGAUUUUGCCAGCGAUGAGCAUCAUAUCCUGCUCCACUCAUUCCAUGGGACUCUCAUUUUUUCACACCACCAUGAACUGUCCACUGAAUGCCUCCUUGGAAUCCUUGCCUCCACAUCGUUUUGAUAUGAGCAUGAGUGAUGGGAGUUACAACAUAUAUAAUGCUGUGUAUGCUGUGGCCCACAGCGUACAUGAGAUGCUUCUACAAUUGUUAGAAAUACAGCCAGUGAACAAUGGGGCAAAGCUGACAUUUUCUCCCUGGCAGUUGCACCCGUUUCUCAAGAACCUCCAAUUUACCAAUCCUGUGGGUGACCUAGUGAAUUUGAAUCACAUGAUGAAUUUGGAAGCUGAAUAUGACAUUCUCAACUUUUGGAAUUUUCCAUAUGGUGUUGGACGUAAGGUUAAAGUAGGACAGUUUUCCCCUUAUGCCUCACAGAGCCAGAAGUUGUCUCUCUCUGAGAAUUCGAUAGAGUGGGCCAUAGGAAUUACAGAGACUCCACGUUCAGUAUGCAGUGAGAGUUGCAGCCCUGGAUUCAGGAAAGCCUCUCUGGAGGGGAAGCCUACCUGUUGUUUUGAUUGCACACCUUGUCCUGAGAAUGAGAUUUCCAAUCAGACAGAUAUGGACCAGUGUAUGAAGUGUCUGGAUCAUCAGUAUGCCAGCACAGAGCGAAACCAGUGCUUCCACAAAAAAGUGACCUUUCUGUCUUUUGAAGAUCCCCUGGGGAUGACCUUGGUCUGCACAGCUCUGUGCUUCUCUGUCCUCACUGCUGUGGUUCUUGGGGUCUUUGUGAAGCACCGAGACACUCCCCUAGUCAAGGCCAACAAUCGUUGUCUCAGCUACAUCCUGCUCAUUGCCCUCAUCUUCUGCUUCCUCUGCUCCUUACUGUUUAUUGGUCAUCCCAACACAACCACCUGUGUCCUCCAGCAGACCACGUUUGGAGUGAUGUUCACCGUGGCUGUUUCCACAGUCCUGGCCAAAACUAUCACUGUGGUUCUGGCCUUCAAGGUCACUGCCCCAGGGAGAAGGAUGAGACACUGGCUGAUAUCAGGGGUACCUAACUCCAUUAUUCCCAUCUGCUCCCUCAUCCAACUGGCUCUCUGUGCCAUCUGGCUUGGGAAUUCUCCUCCCUUUAUUGACACAGAUGCACACUCAGAGCAUGGCCACAUCAUCCUGAUGUGUAACAAGGGCUCAGUCAUUGCCUUCUACUGUGUCCUGGGCUACCUGGGCUCCUUGGCCAUGGCCAGCUUCACUGUGGCUUUCCUAGCCAGGAAUCUGCCUGACAAGUUCAAUGAAGCCAAGUUCCUGACAUUCAGCAUGCUGGUGUUCUGCAGUGUCUGGGUGACCUUCCUGCCUGUCUACCACAGCACCAAGGGGAAGGUCAUGGUGGCUGUGGAGGUCUUCUCCAUCUUGGCCUCUGGUGCGGGGCUCCUGGGCUGCAUCUUUGUCCCCAAGUGCUACAUUAUUCUCCUAAGACCUGAGAAGAAUGCUUUGAAAGGAUUAAGGGAUAGAAGAAUUUCUAAGGAAACAGAUGUUCUCAGGUGUAGCUCUUAGGCUCUCUCAGUUUUUAUUGGUUAGAAUCUAAAAUUAUAAAACUGAUUUUGCAUUCUGAUGUUAAAAAUAACUUGUAUAAUGUACCCUCCUUAUGAACAAUUUAUACUUUUCUUAAUAUGUUUUUGUUCUGAAGGUCCAAUUUACAGAAAAUGAAGAUAGAGAGUGGGAGAAACCUUCCAUCUGGUAAUGGAAUCUGAAGAUAUCUGUAGUGGCCCAGUGCUAGUUCAUGCCAAAGCAAGGAGAUUAAUUCAGGUUUUCAUGUGAGUGUCAAGGACAGAAAGGCUUAGGCCAUCUUCCAAAGCAUUUUCUAGAUCUUAACAAAAAGCUGGAUUGCAAGUGGAGCGGACAAGACAUGAACUGGCACCAACAUGGGAUGUCGGGGUUAUAGGUGCUACUUAUAGCCACUAUACCCCCAUGCUGUACCCAUUCCUUCUCUCUUCAAAAUAAUACUAUGAACUAAUUUCUUAGUCUGGGUUUUAUGUUCAUAAGCACAAAACCAAUCUCAGAUAAAGGCUCCCCUUGAAACUUUUCAUUUCUUUUCAAUCCUGUAUUUUCAAUGUCAACUCAUUGACAUUGUCAUAUUCAUAUUUUAAUAA